CGAGACUGCCGAGAGUGUAAGAGAAUUGAGUAAUUUUUUUCGAGACACAGGGAGUUUAGAGAGUAAGUCGGAGAACAAUGGCGUCGAAUGCAGCGGUACCCUUUUGGAGAGCGGCGGGGAUGACUUACAUAACAUACUCAAACAUUUGUGCCAAUCUGGUCAGGAACUGUCUCAAGGAGCCUUACAAGACCGACGUUCUCAAACGUGAGAAGGUUCAUUUUUCCGUUUCCAAGUGGGUGGAUGGCAAGCCCCAAAAGCCCACUGUUAGGUCGGACACUCCUGAAGCGUGAAGGUGUUGGUAGUUGCCAUUUCGAAGGUGCUUCUGUUUUUCUUAUCAACAUUCGUAGGAUUGAAUCACUUUUUGAAAUCAAACCUUUCAUGGAAAUGGAUUGAUGAAUCUCUUGAAUUUCCAUAGGUUUGCAAAAUGUAAUAAAUCUUGCUAUUAAAUCAACUAUAAAGUUCUUUAUGUUUGGUUUUUCCAUGAAA
Cucumis melo (muskmelon) is the source of this 486-nucleotide messenger RNA. RefSeq names its product ATP synthase subunit epsilon, mitochondrial. Gene Ontology annotation, biological process: proton motive force-driven mitochondrial ATP synthesis. Gene Ontology annotation, molecular function: proton-transporting ATP synthase activity, rotational mechanism. The record is from RefSeq and is a predicted model, not a curated record. Bases 78 to 290 code for a protein of 70 amino acids. Gene Ontology annotation, cellular component: mitochondrial inner membrane. NCBI's taxonomy places the organism in Eukaryota, Viridiplantae, Streptophyta, Magnoliopsida, Cucurbitales, Cucurbitaceae. The transcript is spliced from 2 exons.